GUCAUCACGCAGACGGCCGGCAAGGCUGUCGUUUCUUGGAACGUCACGGCCCUACCACCGCGGCGGGCGUUGCGCUGGGACUGGACGUCUCGGGGUUUGGCUGGUCCUGCAGUGCUCAGAGGACCGGGCGCGGCCAUGUACCGGCUUCUGAGCCAUAGCGUCGGCCGAGACCUUCUGCGGGCCGCGGGGCGGCGGUGCCGGGUCUGUCCGGCGCACUUGCUCCCGGUGCGGGCCCGGGGCUGGGCACCUGAGGUGGAGGUGCGGCCAUUCCGAGUCGCGCCGCAGGGCAGGGGCUCCGGCCUGCUGCCGCUGCUGGCAGCUCUCGCGUGGUUCUCGAGGCCCGCAGCGGAGGAGGAGAAGGAGCGGCCGGGUUCGGCCACCGAGGGUGCGGCAGAUGAGGCCGAGGCGGAGAUCAUCCUGCUGCUGAAGCGGGCCAAGUUGAGCAUCAUGAAAGAUGAGCCAGAAGAGGCUGAGCUAAUUUUGCAUGACGCACUUCGUCUUGCCUAUCAGUGUGAUAACAAGAAGGCCAUCACUUACACUUAUGACUUGAUGGCCAACUUAGCAUUUAUACGGGGUCAGCUUGAAAAUGCGGAAAAACUUUUUAAAGCAACAAUGAGUUACCUGCUUGGAGGGGGUAUGCAACAGGAAGACAAUGCAAUCAUUGAAAUCUCUCUAAAGUUGGCUAGUAUCUAUGCUGCUCAGAAUAGGUGUAGAUCAAAGAAGAACCACUUAGGAUGUAAGCAGAGAACUCUAGAGUGUUACAUUUUGGGACACGAAUUUGCUCUUGCUGGCUAUGAAUUCUGCAUUUCAACUCUAGAGGAAAAAAUUGAAAGAGAAAAGGAAAUAGCAGAAGAUAUUCUGUCAGUGGAUGAGAAAGCCAAUACCCACCUCCUCCUUGGCAUGUGCUUAGAUGCUUAUGCUCGCUACCUUCUAUUGUCCAAGUAUCCGUCACAGGCACAAAAGAUGUAUGAAAAAGCUUUGCAUAUUUCUGAAGAAAUACUAGGAGAAACACACCCACAGACCAUUGUGCUGAUGAGUGACUUGGCUACCAGCCUGGAUGCACAAGGCCACUUGGAUGAGGCCAGUUUUUACGUACAGAGGGCAUCAGAUCUGGCAAGACAAACAGAACAUCCUGAGCUACACAUGGUGCUCAGUAAUCUGGCUGCAAUUCUGAUGCACAGAGACCAGAGCUACCUAUCUCAUGGGAAAAAGGGGAUUAUGUGCAGUCUUUUGCUUGACAAUAACAGGAGAAUUAAACCUGAAGUAAUGCUGACCUUCAGACAGAGGGAAAGAAAGGAGGAGAGGGAGAGAAACAUCAUUGUGAGAGAAAGACAUCAAUCUGUUGCCUCUCCUAUGUGCACCCACCAAGGACUGAACUGCAAAUCCAGGCAUGUGCCCUGACUGAGAAUUGAACCCACAGCCCUUCAGUUGAUGAUGGGAUGAUGCUUCAACCAAGGGAUCCACACAGGCCAGGGCUUAUUCACUUUUUAUUGAUACUGUCUCCUUGAUUAAGUUAUGAGCUUUUAUUCAUUUUUCUGUACUGGAGUAGUCCCCCCACUAUGCAGUCAGUACUCAAUACUAUCUGUUGGAUUGACUGCUACCCUACCGAUUUCAUAUUGCAAAUAAUGUAUUUUGAA
Phyllostomus hastatus (greater spear-nosed bat) is the source of this 1637-nucleotide messenger RNA. RefSeq names its product tetratricopeptide repeat domain 19 (gene TTC19). The coding region runs from base 136 to 1401 and encodes 421 amino acids. Lineage: Eukaryota; Metazoa; Chordata; Mammalia; Chiroptera; Phyllostomidae. Gene Ontology annotation, molecular function: protein binding. The transcript has 13 exons. The record is from RefSeq and is a predicted model, not a curated record. Gene Ontology annotation, cellular component: mitochondrial inner membrane. Gene Ontology annotation, biological process: mitochondrial respiratory chain complex III assembly.